Equus quagga is the source of this 1610-nucleotide messenger RNA. It is a transcript of the gene HSD3B2, whose product is annotated as hydroxy-delta-5-steroid dehydrogenase, 3 beta- and steroid delta-isomerase 2. Gene Ontology annotation, biological process: steroid biosynthetic process. The record is from RefSeq and is a predicted model, not a curated record. Lineage: Eukaryota; Metazoa; Chordata; Mammalia; Perissodactyla; Equidae. Gene Ontology annotation, molecular function: 3-beta-hydroxy-Delta5-steroid dehydrogenase (NAD+) activity. The transcript is spliced from 4 exons. The coding region runs from base 87 to 1208 and encodes 373 amino acids.
UAAAGCUCCAGUUCUGCCUUUGGGAGAUAAGGAGACCAGAACCCAGGCUCUUUCAUCUGGCUUUUGGCACUCUAACAGGUUUACCCAUGGCUGGGUGGAGCUGCCUUGUGACGGGAGCAGGAGGCUUUCUGGGUCAGAGGAUUGUCCGCUUGCUGGUGGAGGAGAAGGAGGUACAGGAGAUCAGAGCACUGGACAAAGUCUUCAGACCGGAAUUGCGGGAAGAAUUUUCCAAACUCCAGAGCAAGGUCAAGCUGACCGUGCUGGAGGGAGACAUUCUGGAUGAGCAGUUCCUGAAGAGAGCUUGCCAGGGCGCCUCAGCUGUCAUUCACACCGCCUCUAUCAUCGACGUCACGAACCUCUUUAACCCACAGGUCACCAUGAAUGUCAAUGUGGAAGGUACCCAGCUCCUAUUGGAGGCCUGUUCCCAGGCUAGCGUGCCAAUCUUCAUCUACACCAGCUCCGUAGCGGUGGCUGGGCCCAACUCCUACAGGGAGAUCAUCCAGAAUGGCCAUGAAGAAGCACAUCUCGAAACAAAAUGGUCCUCUCCAUACCCAUACAGCAAAAAGCUUGCUGAGAAGGCUGUGCUGGCAGCUAAUGGGUUGCCUCUUAAAAAUGGUGGCACCUUAUACACUUGUGCCUUAAGGCCCAUGUUUAUCUAUGGGGAAGGAAGCCCAACCCUUUAUUACCUUAUGCAUGAGGGCCUGAACAACAAUGGCAUCCUGACACACAACUGCAAGUUCUCCAGAGCCAACCCAGUCUAUGUUGGCAACAUAGCCUGGGCCCACAUUAUGGCCUUGAGGGCCCUGAGGGACCCCAAGAAGGCCCCAAGCAUCCAAGGACAGUUCUACUACAUCUCAGAUGACACACCUCCCCAAAGCUAUGAUGACUUAACUUACACUUUGAGCAAAAAGUGGGGCUUCUGCCUUGAUUCCAGAAUGAGACUUCCCAUAUUUCUGAAGUACUGGCUUGCCUUCCUGCUGGAAAUAGUGAGCUUCCUGCUCAGUCCAAUUUACAAAUAUCGACCUCCCUUCGACCGCCACCUAGUGACAUGGCAAAACAGUGUUUUUACCUUCUCCUAUAAGAAAGCUCAGCGAGAUAUGGGAUAUGAGCCGCUCUUCAGCUGGGAGGAAGCCAAGAAGAGAACCACUGAGUGGAUCGACGCCCUGGUAGAACCGCACCAGGAGGCCCUGAAAACAAAGACUCUCUGAUCUACAGGUGACAUGGAUGCGGAUGUUAGGAGAUGUCUGCUAGACUCUCCCCUUCCGUCUUCAAACAGCAAAUACCAUGAGCACGAGCCCAGAUCCUACUGCCUCUCUUUCACAAGAUGCCCACGUUAUCGUCUUCCUCUUGCCACUAGAAACUUUCCCAGUCACUCGCGCAGCCAGAAUCUUCUGCCCUACCCACCUUCCAGAGGACAGACAAGAUGAUUUGCUGCAGCUGUUGGCACCAAAGUCUUAGUUGCUGAUUCUGAGCUCUUCAGGCCUCUUUUAACUUAGAGUUUUGCCUGUUAGUUCCCGUUCCUUUGUUAAAUGCAAAAGCAUUUCCUAUCUUUUAAAAAUUCCUAUUACUUCAGACAGCUCAAUGAAAAGAAUAAUAAAUGUUUUACUGAC